This is a messenger RNA of Bufo bufo (common toad), 615 nucleotides long. It is a transcript of the gene ZNHIT1, whose product is annotated as zinc finger HIT-type containing 1. The record is from RefSeq and is a predicted model, not a curated record. Gene Ontology annotation, molecular function: nucleosome binding. The transcript has 5 exons. Gene Ontology annotation, cellular component: Swr1 complex. The coding region runs from base 81 to 542 and encodes 153 amino acids. NCBI's taxonomy places the organism in Eukaryota, Metazoa, Chordata, Amphibia, Anura, Bufonidae. Gene Ontology annotation, biological process: chromatin remodeling.
ACGAGCAUGCGCAGUUUCCUUUGUUGGGAGGACCGCAGUUCGCACAUUAGGAGCGCGAGUCGGCUGAGGGAAGAAACGGCAUGCUGGAGAAAAAACCGUCAGUCCGCUCUAAUGACCCCUCCCAGCGCCGGGUCUUGGACUCGGCCACCCGGCAGCGGCGCCUGAAUCGGCAGCUGGAGGCUUUGGAGAAGGACAACUUCCAGGACGACCCGCACGCCAACCUCCCGCAGCUCAAGCGCCUGCCGCAGUUCGAUGACGACACCGAGACGGGGAAGAAAAAGAAGAAAACGCGAGGAGAUCACUUCAAGCUGAGAUUCCGCAAGAACUUCCAGGCCCUUCUGGAGGAGCAGAACCUGAGCUCCAGUGAGGGCCCCAACUACCUGACGUGUUGUGCGCCGCCCUCUAACUUCCCCCAGCGUCACUUCUGCUCGGUGUGCGGCUUCCCCUCUCAUUACUGCUGUGUGUCCUGCGGGGCGCGCUAUUGCUGCAUUAAGUGUCUGGGGACGCAUCAGGAGACCAGGUGUCUGAAGUGGACGGUGUGACGCUCUGCGGACGUGUAAUUACUGUAAAUAGGAGAGGUUCUGCUGAAUAAACAUUGAUUUUUAUUUUUUUUGU